This is a messenger RNA of Metopolophium dirhodum (rose-grain aphid), 2684 nucleotides long. RefSeq names its product protein 5NUC-like. Gene Ontology annotation, molecular function: 5'-nucleotidase activity; nucleotide binding; metal ion binding. The transcript is spliced from 8 exons. Gene Ontology annotation, biological process: AMP catabolic process. Gene Ontology annotation, cellular component: plasma membrane. NCBI's taxonomy places the organism in Eukaryota, Metazoa, Arthropoda, Insecta, Hemiptera, Aphididae. The coding region runs from base 649 to 2112 and encodes 487 amino acids. The record is from RefSeq and is a predicted model, not a curated record.
AUUAUACAUAGAAGACGAGCGUAGGUAGCGGAGAUUAGAUGCCGAGUUGAAGAAGAGGGGGCGGCGGUGUUGCCCUCUCACUCACAUUGCCUUUUGACUUUUGUUUAAUAUAAUACAUAAUAUAAUAGGUUCGUUAUAACAGCUCAAUAUACAUUGAUCCAAUACACUGUAUAUACAUUUAACACGUAUUAGUUCAUAUAAGUCGGCGAAAAUCCAUUUACGGCGGUAAAUUGCCGCAGUGUAUAAUAGUAUAAUACCUAUAUUAUAAUGUUGGUGCGUACCAGUCUUUUCGGAUCGUUGAAAUGUGUUGAAUCAUUAUCAUACUUGUGAAAGCAUUUAAAUCCCUAUGAGUUCGUUGUUUAUAGUAAUUCGUGCGUUUGGUUUAUACUCGUCUGAUGUGUACGAAGACCAGUGCCGAGCACUAGUACAAUUUUUACCGACUUCCGAGAGUUUAACUUUUUUGGACUUCUGAUCCCUCUGAUAAAGUGCAAUCGGUUCACCUGUAGAGCGUGGACGGUUGAUCGAUCAGUGCAGCUUGUAUUUUUCAAAAUAAUAAUAUUCUCCCGACCGCCGUGCGCGCAUCUUCUCGGUACGUGCUUAUUACGUGCCGCAGUGCCAUUGUAGCCGUCACACAUUUCCGCGUGCGCGAUGAGCCCGACAGCCGCCUCCGCCGCCGCGUGUUUGGCCGCCGUGGUCGUGGCCGCAUUCGCCGUGAACGCGGCCGAUCUGGACCUGGUGCUGCUGCACGCCAACGACAUGCACAGCCGGUUCGACGAGACGGACCUGUACUGCAACGAGUGCCGCGAAGACGACGCUUCGCUUGGCCACUGUUACGGCGGCUUCGCCCGGGUCGCCCAAUUCGUGCGUGACGAACGGCGAUUGGCCAACGAGAGCGGCUUGCCGUCGCUGUUCCUGGUGGCCGGUGACACGUUCCAGGGCACGCCGUACUUCUCGUUCUUCGAGUGGAGGCCCGUCGUCGACUUCAUCAAUCAGCUGCAACCCGACGUCAUGACUUUGGGGAAUCAUGAGUUCGACCACGGUAUCAACACUCUUUUGUCAUACUUAAACGGAAUUCAAAAUAUACCCACAGUAGUAUCCAACUUGAAUAUGACGGCAGAACCAGAAUUAAAUAAUUUUGUAUUGCCGUCAUUAGUAUUCACCAUAAACAAUACAAAAGUGGGCAUCGUUGGAUGUUUGACAACAGAUACUCCGACCAUAUCCAAUUCCGGAGCUGUUGAAUUUUUUGAUGAAGUAGAGUCUUUGAAGAAAGAAACGAAAAAGUUACUCAAAAACGGUGUUAAUAUAAUUAUUUGCCUUAGCCAUAGUGGAAUUGAAAAAGAUAAAGUAAUUGCCAAGGAAGUAGAAGACAUCGAUAUAAUUGUUGGGGGACAUUCACAUACAUUUUUGUAUUCGGACACUCCACCUAGCAUUGAAAAACCAUAUGGACCAUAUCCACUGUACGUGACAAACGUUAAAAAUAAGGCCGUGCCAAUAUUACAGGCAUACGCAAAUACCAAAUACGUGGGAAAAGUUGUAUUAAAAUUUGAUUCUAAUGGUGACAUAGUUAAUAUCGAUGGCUCGCCAACAUUAUUGAAUCAUGAAAUAAAACAAGAUCCAACAAUGUUGACUGUGGUUGAUCAAUGGAAACCACAGGUAACUAGAAUUACAAAUAUUACCAUUGGGCGUACGGCCGUAGAGUUAAUAAACACGUGUCGUGGAGAGGAAUGUAACAUAGGAAACCUGAUAGCGGAUUCAUUUGUAUACUACAACGUUAUGAAAAAAGAAGUUUACGACGAGUACUGGACUGAUGCUCCUAUUGGGAUGGUUCAAGCUGGUGGUAUUAGGACUACAAUCAACGAAACUGAUCAUGAUGGUUACAUUACUUUGGGACAGUUGAUCAAUGUCACACCGUUUGCUAAUAAUCUUGUCAAAAUUACAAUUUCUGGUUCUACGCUUUUAGAAUCAUUUGAACACAGCGUUUCUGACUAUGUAUUGAAUCACGGUACAUCUAAAUUUUUACAAGUAUCUGAUAACAUCUGUGGCAAAUUCAGGAGGCGGAGAAGUGGACAAGCGCAACCUGUCGAUUUUUUCAGCACGAAAAUAAGUGCAUAAAUAAUUUAAUAAUAUGCAAUCGCAUAAAUUAAACAUACUGUAAAUCAGUAUUCGGCAUUCAAACCUUUUUUUAUCCAAAAAUAACAAAUAUCUAAAAUAAUCCAUGAUAUAUUAAGAAUUAAUUAAACAUCUUUAACAGGUAUCAACACCAAAUGUUAUUAAGGAAUUCAAUAUAGGCAAUUUUCUAUGUGUUUUAUGCGGGUCGUGUAAAUGUGUGUAAAAUGAUUUUUAGUGUGAGUGACUUUGUAUAAAAUAAAUAACGUUGCGCUCCCGCCCGUACUUAUCAAUUAACGCAGUACUUCACACACUAAUUGUUUAAAAAUGUGAAUUUUAGUGAAACACUGAAACUUAGUUUUGUAUUUCCAAUAAUAGCUUACUGAGUGACAUUAUAGUAUCAACACUUAUUAGUUAUUAUACAAACUGAAGAGAAGAAGUUUGUCUAGGCUUGUAGUGAGUCGACUUUCGAUAUUUUAUUUUCAAUGUCCAAUAUUUAGCUCUAAAACUUGUGAUAUUUUACUUUUUACAUUUUAAUUAAGUUAAGCAAUUAACAUAUCGAACAAUUUUUUUUUCAU